AUGGCAAGACUGGUCGUGGCCUUGAUCGCGGUUCUCUUUGCCCUCGUCGUCCUCCUGUCGGCCGCUCCUGCCGCUAAGGCCCAGACCUACCAGCAGGCCUCCUACAACGCCGCGGCGGCCCUCGAAGCCGACCUCGACGCCCGGUUCGCCCAGGUGCUCGCCGCCAUCAACGCCCUCCAGCUCUCCUGCCAGGGCCAGGCCAGCGCCACCCCCUCCCCCUCCCGUGCCGCCGCCGCCCCCAGCACCACCCCCUCGCCUUCCCGUGCCGCCGCCCCCUCGGCCUCCCGGUCGCCCGCCGCGCCCAGCCCCUCGCGCACCCCGUCGGCGGCCCCGGCGACCGGCCUGCGCUCGGUCACGGUGGGUCCGGGCCAGACCUUCACCGAGCCGGCCGACGCCAUCGCCUCGCUGGCCUCCGGGUUCAACAUGACGGUCCUGGCGGGCACCUACUACAAGCCCUUCGACAUCCCCAACACCCUGCGCGGAUGGACCAUCAACGGCGCCGGCGGCGGUCUCACGAUCUUUGACGGCCAGGGCGGCGUCGGCGCAGGCCACCGCCUGGCCUGGGGCAAGGGCUUCGUCCACGCCCAGAGCCCCGGCACCCUGAGCAACAUCGUCUUCCGGAACGCGGGCGGCGCCGACGGCAGCGGCGACGGCGAGGCCGCGGUCUACGCCGAGCUCUUCACCUCGGCCGGCACCCUUACCAUCAACCGGUGCCUGUUCCAGAACAACGAGAACGGCAUCUUCGUGCCGGCCACGGGCAGCGGCAACCCGGGCGCCGGCAUCGCGGUGGUGGUGACCAACAGCGACUUUAUCGCCAACGGUCAGUCGCAGGACGGUCAGUCCCACGACCUCUACGUGCAGGGCGACUCCUACACCGAGUCCAACUGCAACCACUAUGGCAACCCCUACGGCAACAACAUCAAGGUGCGAUCGCCGGUGCUCUCGGUCACGGGCGGCUACCACGCCAACACGGCCGGGUCGCGCUGGAUCGACUUCCCCAACGGCGGCACGGCCACCGUCACCGGCGGCACCUUCACCAUUCCCUCCACGUCAGGCGGCGGCAACAUCAUCGGCUACGCCGAAGAGAACCAGAACAACGGUGUCACGGGCGGCAUGGCCUUUGGCGGCAACGCCAAGCUCUACGUGGGCCGCUACAACUCGCAGAUCAUGGUGGCGACCGGCGGCACCGUCUCGUUCGCCUCGACCGUGUCUCUCACGUGGACCAGCUCCGGCGCCUCCAUCUCCGUGACCAACGGCGGUUCGGUGACCGGCAUCGCGCUGGCCCCGGGAAGCAGCACCAUCGGCUCCGAGCCCGCCGUCCCGGCCCGCGUCAGCGGCAACUAA
Messenger RNA from Acanthamoeba castellanii str. Neff, 1344 nucleotides. RefSeq lists its product as uncharacterized. Bases 1 to 1344 code for a protein of 447 amino acids. Lineage: Eukaryota; Discosea; Longamoebia; Acanthamoebidae. The transcript has a single exon. The record is from RefSeq and is a predicted model, not a curated record.